Molecule: messenger RNA, 864 nt
Organism: Drechmeria coniospora
Lineage: Eukaryota; Fungi; Ascomycota; Sordariomycetes; Hypocreales; Ophiocordycipitaceae
Product: bcp1
Exons: 2
Coding region: 1-864 (287 amino acids)
Cellular component (GO): nucleus
Source: RefSeq, a predicted model, not a curated record
AUGGGUGAGAAGAGAGCACGAGAUCCCGAAAAAGAGGCGCCACCUGCGGAUGCGGUGGACGCAAUGGACGAGGGCAGCGGUGACGACGAGGACUUUGACAUGGUGGAUGUCGAGUUUGAGUGGUUCAAUUACGACGCCGAGGUCGACUUCCACGGCGUCAAAUCGCUGAUGCGACAGCUAUUCGACGUCGACGCGAACCUCUUCAACAUGUCGGCCCUCGCAGACCUCAUCCUGUCGCAGCCAACGAUUGGGUCGACGGUCAAGGUCGAUGGCAAGGCUACGGACGCAUACGCCAUGAUCACCGCCCUCAACACGUUCGAGCAAAGGGAAAAGGAGCCGAUGAAGGAGGUGCUGGGCUACCUCACCGAAAAGGCGCGGACGAACGAGGCCCUGGCCCUCGUGCCUGAGCUCAUCAACGGCGGCAAGCACGUUGGCCUGAUCUUCUCGGAGCGGUUGAUCAACGUACCGUCGGAAAUCAGCCCGCCCAUGUACUCGAUGCUCGUGGACGAGGUGGAGGCCGCCGUCGAGGACAAGGAGCCGUACGAGUUUUCGCACUAUCUGGUCUUGUCCAAAAUCUACGAGGAGGUGGAAUCAACGUUGGAAAUGGAGGACCGUAAACGAAAACGGGCCAAGGGCUCUUCUUCAUCGACAUUUUUCUUCCACCCCGAAGACGAGGUUCUGCAAAAGCAUGCCCUGGCACACGGAAGCUUUCGGUACACCAAGGAGGAGGACGCGGUGGCGGACAGCAAGCGAGCGUUCCAGGAAAUGGGAAUCAAGGCCUCUGGCUACUUGAUUCUAAUCGAGGCCAGCAAGUUUGGUGAUGCCGUCAAGGCCGUCAACGAUUACAUACGUCCUCCGCAAUAA